Messenger RNA from Helianthus annuus (common sunflower), 972 nucleotides. RefSeq lists its product as uncharacterized. The record is from RefSeq and is a predicted model, not a curated record. Bases 1 to 972 code for a protein of 323 amino acids. The transcript has a single exon. Lineage: Eukaryota; Viridiplantae; Streptophyta; Magnoliopsida; Asterales; Asteraceae.
AUGGACGCUAAGCUUCAUCCUGCAUCAACCGUUACAAACAUCAAGAGUCUUAUUCCCAUAACCCUAGAGAUGGACAGCGGCCUAUACGCGUCAUGGAGCGAACUCUUUCGCCUCCACUGUCGCGUGUUCCAAAUGAUCCAACAUCUUUCUCCAAAGCCAGAAGCUGAGUCGUCUUCGUCAAAGGCGACCGAAAAAGACAAAGACACAACUACUAAACCUGUCGAUGACUCGUGGGAUCGGCUCGAUGCUAUCGUUUUGUUGUGGAUUUAUGCAACGAUAUCCAGUGAUCUCUUACACACUAUCUUGAAACCCAAUGCUACUGCCCACGGAGCAUGGGUGGCUCUCGAGAAUAUUUUUCAUGACAACAAAAGUUCUCGGGCUAUUCACCUCCUUCACAAGUUCUCCAACACUCGUCUUAGCGGCUUCCCGAACGUCUCUGCAUACUGCCAACAGUUGAAAGUUCUCUCCGAUCAACUUGCAAGUGCCGGUUCACCUGUUUAUAACCAAAGUCUAGUCUUACAACUGAUCAGCGGUUUAAACGAACAAUAUGAGGGGAUCGCUACUAUUUUGCAAAAUCAAGAUCCUCUCCCCAGUUUCUAUGAUGCACGAUCCAAACUUAUUAUGGUGGAAUCUCGCAAAGCCGAAAAAGCACUACAAGCAUCUCAGACAGUCGCUACCGCGCUCACCGCCAACUCCACUCGGUCCGCCGACAAUAGCAAUGGUCCGGGCGACUACCGCACGGAUGGUCAAUAUGGUGGCCAAGGUCGUGGUCGUGGUUCGCGUGGUCGAGGACGUGGUGGGAACUGUUGGGGUCGCGGCCGUGGAAACCAAAACAAUAAUGCAUGGCAACAUCAACAGUGGAAUACUCCUCUUCCUUGGGCUUCACAGUCGUGGUCUACUCCCCCUCCAUGGGCCUCUCAACAGUGGGCCGCCCAAGCCCAGCAGCCAUGGGCCGCUCAUCCGCAACAAUAG